AUCGCAGACAUUGGCAGCUAAUGGCAGGCUGUUGUCUGUAGGCGUGUGGUUGCUGUGCGGAAAAAAACCCCACAAAAACAAGCGGAUAUACAGCAUGUUAGAAUUGCAGAAUGGAAGGACUCAACAAAGCUGAAGAUUUUGACGACUUUUUCGAUACACCUGGUCGUUCUAUUCAUGAUGGUGGACUCUCGGAUGAUAGCCAGACAGGUAUCCACACAGCUACCUACUCAAAGCACGAUCGGCAUCAGAGGAAAAGUGUGUCAUCAGAAACAGAUGGGAGUGCUUCCGAAUCAUUAACAGAAAACGCAAAGAAAAAGAGAAACCGAAGUCCUCAUGAAAGUGAUUUAUCGAGGAGCGAAGGUGGAUCGGCAACAAGCACAAGCAGUCGAUCUUCCAGAAGGUUUCGCAGUGAAAGAAGAGAGUCAAAUCAAUCGAGAAAGAAAGACGUUCGUCGUCCAGCAGUAGAAGCACAUCACCGAGAGACAGCCUUUCUGGUCGACGGUCUCGCAGAGAAAGAAAAGAUUCAAAUAAAUCAAAAGCAGAAAAAAACAAACUCGAAUACCCCAAUUCUAGGGGUGAAAACUUAUCAUCUGGAGAUAGUCGAUCCGGUAAGAAUGUCCGUAUAGAAAGACGCGAUUCGAAAUCCAACGCAGAAGAGAAACUCGGAUCUUUGGACUCACAUUGGAGGGAAAGUCUUUCAUCUACUUGUUCCAGAGACAGUCGAUCUGGCAAAAAUUCUCUCAGAGAAAAUAAGAGAUCCUGUUUAGAAAAACCUACAUCUUCCACUCAUGCUGGUAAAUAUGUGAACAAGCCUAAGAAACGAAGCGAGAGCUCUAGUUCAGUAACAUCCAGCAGCUGUUCUGAUGAUUCAGACAAUUCAGAUCGAGAACAAUGUUUCAUCACAAACAAAGUGGCAGAAGUGAAACAGCAGGCUUGGGUUAAGGAUAGUGGGGAUAGCAGUGCUCACAGGUAUUCAAUUGAAAGACCUAAAACCGCAAAAAGAAUGUGUGACUCGGACAGUGAUAUGACUGAUGUAUCACCAAUAUCAUCUCCUCGAGAUGGUUUUUUGAAUGGACAUGGAGAAAAUACAUCACACAGCAGAAGCCAUGAACCUAAAUCAGUUCACUUUAAAAAAUACAAACCUGUUUCUUUGAAUGAGGAAACUACAGCACACAGAGAUUAUGCAGACAAUGGUAACGCUAUUGAUUUGAACAUUCUUAUGAAAGCUGUAUCAGAAAUUGAGAAAGAGAAACGCGUAAAAGCUCAGACACGUAGAGUAAUGUUUGAACCAGUUCAAGCAAAAUCCUGUGGAAAAACCAACUACACAUUCAGCUGUGAUGACACUGACAGAAUUGAGAAAGAAAAUAAGAGGCUUUUGCAAGAGAUCCUGAAAUGCAUGCAUUCAAAUUCAGAGAAAAGGCAACAAAAAGUGGCAGACCCUUCAAUCAAGCGGUCAACUCUGACAGCAUCAGCUAUAAACAGGCGGCGAGACCAGAAGAGAAUAGAAAAUGAAAAUUUGGCCUUUUUAAAGCGACUCCAAAGUGUCAGACCAAGCAAAGGCAUAUCUAGACAAGAGCAGCUUCAUGCUUACAACAGCACAGUUCUGCAUGGUGUUCCCAUAUCUGCUCUGCAUCCAGCACCAUCUUACAGGACUCUGCACAGUGAUCGCUCUUCUAACUUCAGCAUGGCAGACAGCCUGGAUCAUCGUACUUACAGUCAAAAUAGUCUGCGAAGUACUGCAUCAUUAUCAGUAAGUUCAGCUUCAUCACACCAGAGCAGCAGGGCUGGCAGUCGACCCACUAGUGCAAAGAUGGCAGAACGACCUCCUUGGAAUGACAGAUGGUAAUAUGGUACUCAAGCCUCAACAUAAAACAAAGCAAAACACAAAAGAAAUUCCUGGAUAUUAGUGUGCUAUGGUUUGCAGCAGUGAAUAGCCCUGUCUUGAGUUGUGUCAGUAUUGCUUUUUUUUAAAAAAUAAAUCUUUUAGACAGUCUACUUAUAUUUCAAGCAGACUUAGUACUAUAUGACAUGGAUUGUGAAAAUAAACUCUAGAAAGGAGGCAGAUUUUGACUGUCUUGCAAUUUAUGUGUAUCGCAACUCCCAUAUAAACAUGGCUCUUAUCAUAUUUUUAUCUAAAAGAGUUGAAAGACAAACUUUACAAAUUUGUUACUUUGCUACACAUUUUUUUCCAACUUACCAGUUUGGAGAUAUGCUUAACAUGGGCAACUGUUUUUAUUUUCUUUGUCACAUUUUCAUUUUCUCAAAAUUGUGAAUGUUAUAUAAUCAUAUUUCCUUCUCCAUUUACUCUGGCUUUAGAGAUUGUUAAUGGCACAUCGUAUUUGGUAAAAAAAAAAUUGAUUGCUGUACAAUUCUUUUGAUUAUUAACUUUAAUGCCCAUGUUCUUUUACUGGCUUUCAGAUCGUUCUUGCUGUUCUGUAAUCAAUUUCAGUGUUUUCAGCAUAAAUUAUUGUAACUGGUUGUUAAGCCCUUAGAAUUACGAAUCUGCAUCAUGUCAUCUAGUACUUUGCUAUUAUUUUUACUAACUGAAGGAUCUCCUGACUUUGUCAGAAUAGAGCAGAAUGAAACAGGCUAGUAUCUAGAAUUUCGGUGAUGUGAAGGUUUUCAUUCAUACUUUGGAGUUUUCAGAAUAUUCUGGCAUGUGCCUUAAUCCUUUUUUUUUUUUUUUUUUUUUUUUAAAAAGAAAGGAGGUAUAGAUGUAUUUAAAAAAAAAGACAAUUGUGCAUCUGUUGAUGUAUAAGGUCUGCGCUUGUUUGAAUUAAGAAAAUCUCACUUUGUUGAUGCAAAAGGAUAUUUUUAUAUACUGUAAUUCUGUCUCAAAGUUGCAUUAUUGCUCUUUCAUACUUUCAUGUGAAUGAGGUUUUAUUUCUGUAAUGCACUGUUAUUAAGAAAAGCAAAUGUUCUUUGAUAUACUG
Molecule: messenger RNA, 2933 nt
Organism: Pomacea canaliculata
Lineage: Eukaryota; Metazoa; Mollusca; Gastropoda; Architaenioglossa; Ampullariidae
Product: cilia- and flagella-associated protein 97-like
Exons: 2
Coding region: 1004-1846 (280 amino acids)
Source: RefSeq, a predicted model, not a curated record